AUGAAGCGGUUUUCAGACUGGAGCGGGAUGUUGUUUUUCGCUGGUUUUGCAGAUGGAAACCGUAUGGCUAUGAAAGCUCUUCAUGUGUCUAUUAAUGGAGCGCAGGUCCACACCGAGUUCCACUGCCGUCAGGCUCACGCCGCCGGAUCCGACACGUCCGGAGACGACACUCUGAAGACGUGGGACAUGCGCAACUUCAGGAAACCUCUCGCUGCUGUUACUGGCUUGACCUCCUUCUUUCCCAUGACAGACUGCUGCUUCAGUCCGGAUGAUAAGCUGCUGCUGACGGGAACCUCGGUCAAGAAGGGCGAAGGCAACGGGAAGCUGCUGUUCUUUGAGCGGGAAUCUCUGCAGAAGGUCUAUGAGAUUGAAGUCGCCGAUGCGGACACACACUUCUGUGUUGCUCCCAUGAGUGUCGUCCGCUGUCUUUGUCAUCCCAAGUUGAAUCAGAUCAUGGUUGGGACGGGGACCGGCCUGGCGAAGGUCUACUACGACCCGGUCAAGAGUCAGAGAGGUGCGAUGUUGUGUGUGGUCAGGAGCAAGAGGAAGGAGAAACACGCCGAGACGCUGACACAAGAUUACAUCAUCACCCCUCACGCUGUGCCCAUGUUUCGUGAGGCCCGGCAGCGCAGCACUAGGAAGCAGCUGGAGAAGGACCGACUGGACCCAGUCAAAUCCCACAAACCCGAGCUGCCCGUGUCCGGACCAGGUCGAGGCGGUCGUGUGGCGGCCCACGGCGGGACGCUGUCCUCCUUCAUCGUCAAAAACAUCGCCCUGGACAAAACCUACGACAGCAACCCGCGAGAGACCAUCCUGCGUCAUGCCAGAGACGCCGCUGAGAACCCGUACUGGGUCGCCCCGGCCUAUAAACAGACGCAGCCCGAGCCGCUGUUUGCCGAGGACGAGGAAGAGGAGGCCGACGAAGAUCAGCCAGAAUGGAAGAAACGCAAGAUCUGAGGAGAUUUCCUCUUCACUUUUGACUCUGAGUUUGUGGAGUUCAGAGGAAUGAGUCUCUUCCGUCAGGAUUCUCCAACACGCUUUCCAAACCUUGUGGAAAUGGACAGUUUUACGUCUGAAUCUGAGCAGAA
Sinocyclocheilus anshuiensis is the source of this 1088-nucleotide messenger RNA. RefSeq names its product WD repeat-containing protein 70-like. The record is from RefSeq and is a predicted model, not a curated record. The transcript is spliced from 9 exons. Gene Ontology annotation, molecular function: protein binding. The coding region runs from base 1 to 957 and encodes 318 amino acids. NCBI's taxonomy places the organism in Eukaryota, Metazoa, Chordata, Actinopteri, Cypriniformes, Cyprinidae. Gene Ontology annotation, cellular component: site of double-strand break; nucleus.